This is a messenger RNA of Oryctolagus cuniculus (rabbit), 2465 nucleotides long. The record is from RefSeq and is a predicted model, not a curated record. Lineage: Eukaryota; Metazoa; Chordata; Mammalia; Lagomorpha; Leporidae.
AUGGCGUCCGGGCUUGGGGGGCCAGGACCUGGAAGGCGGUGCCACCGGCUUGUUCUGGAGGUGCCGAAUGCGCUGUCUAGCACCUCUUUAAACUUUUAUUUCAUUAAUUUCUCGCUUUAUUAGAGGAGGGGGGCUCCCAUCCCGCGGAUCCAUCUCGAGGGCUGGGCCGGGCCAGAACCAGGAGCUGGGAACUCGAUCCGGGUCUCCCACGGGGGCGGGGCGGCAGGUGCCUAACCAGCGAGCCACCUGCCGCCUCCCGGGGUGCGCGCGCACUGGAGGAUGGAGCCUGGACCUGAACCCAGGCGGUGUGGGGUGCCCGCCGCCUCCUGCCCGCCCGCCGCCCUGGAGAACCAGCUGCCCCCAGGUGGCCAGGGACUCAGAAGCUGCAGGACCAGCGCAGCUGAGCCCCACCCUGCGAUGCCUCCCCCUGAGUCGGCCUCCUGGUGGCUGGGGCUGGUCGCCGGCAGGAAAUAAAUCAAUAAUGGCAGCUGUUAUUAGGACCUAAGGGCGCGCUCGGGUCGACUGCGUGGGUCUGGCUCAGUCUGUUCUCGGCCGGGUGAGUCCCAGAGAAAGGGUGGCUUUUGCCCUGGAAGGCCUGGGGGACUUGGUGACCCCCGAGCUGAGGCCGGAAGGAAAGACGUCCCACCUAUGCCGGCGCCCUGCUGUGAGGGCACAGACCCCCGACUCCGGAAACCAGCCCCCCGCCUGCGUGUUGGGGCCCUGGGCCCCCACUGGCUCCAGCUGGGAUCCCCCCCAAGAGGCUCCAGGUUUGGGGACUGAGGGUGGGGAGCGGAGCUGUGGGGGUGCGGUGUCACUGGACCCUCCUUGCCUUGUUCCCCCAUCUGCGCCUGGCGGGCAGGGGGAGGGGCUAAGGGUCUCAGCACCUCUGGAGGGUUAACCCAUGGCCGGCGCAGGCCCUGGGGAGCUGGCGCCCAGGGCGCGCUGGGACCUGCUCCCGUUGGGGGUGGGAGGCCCUGGGUAAUGAGUGGGUGGGGCCGCGGUGCAGACAGGGCUGAGCUCAGCGUCUGGCUGUGUGGAAAUGGCCGGGCCAGGGUUCGGGGGCCACCCCACCGGACCGCUCCUGCUGCUGCUGCCUCUGCUGCUGCUGCUGCCCCCCCAGACCCUGCCGGAAGGACCCCUGGUGUUCGUGGCUGUGGUGUUCCGCCAUGGUGACCGCGCCCCCCUGGCCUCCUACCCCACGGACCCGCACAAGGACGUGGUGUCCGCCUUGUGGCCCCGCGGCCUGGGCCAGCUGACCAGGGAGGGCGUCCGGCAGCAGCUGGAGCUGGGACGCUUCCUGAGGCGGCGCUACCAGGCCUUCCUGAGCCCUGAGUUCCGGCGGGAGGAGGUGUACGUGCGAAGCACCGACUUCGACCGCACCUUGGAGAGCGCCCAGGCCAACCUGGCCGGACUGUUCCCGGAGGCGGCCCCGGGGAGCGCCGAGGCCGACUGGAGGCCCAUCCCGGUGCACACGGUGCCCGUGGGCGAGGACAAGCUGCUAAGGUUCCCCAUGCGGAGCUGUCCGCGGUACCACGAGCUGCUGCGAGAGUCCACGGAAGCCCCGGACUACCGGGAGGCCCUGGAGGGCUGGACGGACUUCCUGGUGCGCCUGGAGAACUUCACGGGGCUGUCGCUGGUCGGGGAGCCGCUCCGCAGGGCGUGGAAGGUUCUGGACACCCUCAUCUGCCAGCGAGCCCACGGCCUCCAGCUCCCGUCCUGGGCCUCCCCACACGUCCUGCGGACGCUGGCCCAGAUCUCCGCGCUGGACAUCGGCGCCCACGUGGGCCCACCCCGGGCGGCAGAGAAGGCCCAGCUGUCGGGGGGGAUCCUGCUGGACGCCAUCCUGGCCAACUUCUCCCGGGCCCAGCGCCUGGGGCUGCCCCUCAAGAUGGUGAUGUACUCGGCUCACGACAGCACCCUGCUGGCCCUCCAGGGCGCUCUGGGCCUCUACGACGGCCACACCCCGCCCUACGCCGCCUGCCUCGGCUUCGAGUUCCGGAGGCGCCUGCAGGACCCCGACCAAGACGGAGGGAACGUCACCAUCUCGCUCUUCUACCGCAACGACUCGGCCCGGGCCCCGCUGUCCCUCAGCCUCCCCGGGUGUCCCGCCUCCUGCCCGCUGGGCCGCUUCCGCCACCUGACCGCCGCGGCCCGGCCCCCCGCGCGCGGGAUCCCCUGCUACGGCGUCUAUGAGCCUGCCACCUCCCCAGGUGACGGCCUUCUGCGCUGGGGGUGGGAGCCGGGGCGCCCCGGGCCCACAGACUCACACCCCCCGUGUUCCUCCCGCAGCCACCACGGUGCCCCUGCUGGCCGGAGCUGUGGCCGCGCUGGCAGCGCUCAGCCUGGGGCUGGGCUUGCUGGCCUGGAGACCGGCCUGCCUGCGGGCCUGGGGAGGGCCCGUGUGAGCUGGGAAGCCGGGGCGCCCCCUCCCCCUAGCUGACGCUGGACCCUAACACGUGUGCUCC